GCCACUGCCACCGCACCCGAGCCGCCUACACCCGGCUCAGCUCUCGUCGGUCUCCCAACCCUGCAGCUCGGGAGCUCUUGGGAACUCUGCGCCCGGUUCCCGGACUCCACGUGCCCCGCGGUCCCCGAUUGUCCAUAGUCCCCAUGGCCACCCAGAGGGGCGAGCUAGGAGACGCCUGAGGAAGCCCAGACGGUGCCCGUCCACGGCCCUGCGGGCUGCACGGCGGGAGUCUGCACGGAGCUAUGCUGAGGCCGCGGGGUGCGGAGGAAGCCGCGCAGCUCGCCCCUCGGCGUGCCCGCGUCCUGGUCCCCGCAUCCAGACCCACGGCCCCCGACGUGUCUCCGGCUUCCACCCGCCUGAAUCUUGCCUGCCUGCUACUGCUGCUGCUGCUGACUCUGCCGGCCCGUGUUGACACAUCCUGGUGGUACAUAGGGGCACUGGGAGCCCGAGUGAUCUGUGACAACAUCCCUGGUUUGGUGAGCCGGCAGCGGCAGCUGUGCCAGCGCUACCCAGACAUCAUGCGUUCAGUGGGUGAAGGUGCCCGAGAAUGGAUCCGAGAGUGUCAGCACCAGUUCCGCCAUCACCGCUGGAAUUGCACCACACUGGACCGGGACCACACUGUCUUUGGCCGUGUCAUGCUUAGAAGUAGCCGGGAGGCAGCGUUUGUUUACGCCAUCUCAUCAGCAGGAGUGGUUCACGCUAUCACUCGGGCCUGUAGCCAGGGUGAGCUGAGUGUGUGCAGCUGUGACCCAUACACCCGCGGUCGGCACCAUGACCAGCGAGGGGACUUUGACUGGGGUGGCUGUAGUGACAACAUCCACUAUGGUGUCCGCUUUGCCAAGGCUUUUGUGGAUGCCAAAGAGAAGAGGCUUAAGGAUGCCCGGGCCCUCAUGAACCUGCAUAACAACCGCUGUGGGCGCACGGCUGUGCGGCGCUUUCUGAAGCUGGAAUGUAAGUGUCACGGUGUGAGCGGCUCCUGCACGCUACGCACCUGCUGGAGGGCACUCUCAGACUUCCGCCGCACUGGUGACUACCUGAGGAGGCGGUAUGAUGGGGCCGUGCAGGUGACCGCCACCCAGGAUGGCGCCAAUUUCACAGCAGCCCGCCAAGGCUAUCGCCAUGCCACCCGGACUGAUCUUGUCUACUUCGACAACUCCCCUGACUACUGUGUCCUGGACAAGGCUGCAGGUUCCCUAGGUACCGCAGGCCGCGUCUGCAGCAAGACCUCUAAAGGAACAGAUGGUUGUGAAAUCAUGUGUUGUGGCCGAGGAUACGACACAACUCGGGUCACCCGCGUCACCCAGUGCGAGUGCAAAUUCCACUGGUGUUGUGCUGUGCGGUGCAAAGAGUGCAGGAACACUGUGGACGUCCACACCUGCAAGGCUCCUAAGAAGGCAGAGUGGCUGGACCAGACCUGAACACACAGAUACCUCCUUCAUCCCUCCACUUCAAGCCUCCAACUCAAAAGCACAAGAUUUUUGCAUGCACACCUUCCUCCACCCUCAAUCCUGGGCUGCUACAGCUUCUGUUAUGGACUUGGAGAGUGAUCCAGGGGGACCCCAAUGUCCUGGCUGGUUCCUUAGCCCUAGGGAGGAGUUGCUAGGGGAUGGAUAUGAGAGUGAGUGGCUCCCUGCUAUUCCACCUGGAGGUUUGGAGGGAGAGUAGAAGAGGUAGGAGCUCUCUUCAGAGUGAUCUGAGUUGCACUAAAGUCAAGGCUCAUUGUCCCCUUUGCUUGCACUGACUUCUGAUACUCUUUGGGUAUGCAACAGGAAGGGAAUCUGGAGGUGGCUUCCUUUUUGAUCCUACUGUAGCCAAGGACAUAGGACAGAGAUAAAACUGCCUGUCCCUUCACAGGACACAGUCUGUGCAGACAAUCUUAGGCUAUAGUAUUCUGCUGAGACCCUGACAUAGCUAGAUGUGUCAGCCAUGGUGAACAAGGCUUCACCUCAUGCUCUUAUACAGCUUAUAAACCAGUGGUUUUGUGAGGGGAGAAAUCACACAACUGUACACAUGCACAUUCUCUGUGUCUCCUUUUUCACCUACAUCAGUCAGCCGCAGCCUGCUCACUGGCUGCUUGUUAGAGUGAGGUAGCUUGCAGUGGUUCCAAGUCUUAAUAGACCAUUAGAGCCCUGGAACAGAACUGUGAGAGAAUAGUAUGUUAAGCCUAGCUAGGCCUUUGGACUCCCCCCGCCCCAAUCCAUUAUUCUGGACAUUAUGUAGGUUUGAAAAAGACUAAGUGAAAGGCAGGCAACUCAUGGGAGAGUGUAAGCAAACCUGAUCUCAAGGGCUGCAUGAGGAUCAGUGUAGACCAGGAAGCUGGCGAGCUCUCAUUUCGGCAGUUCUUUAGGAGAGGACCUUCAGCACUGACGCAGGAGCAAAAGCAUGUCGCUAUGUAGAGAAUGAGUUGGUGUUGGAGCCAAAGUGGUAGACACCUUAGAAGACAGUAGCCUUCCCCUAUUUACUCAGCAAGUCUUUAUUUUGUGAUUCUUCAAGUCCUACUGAUAACUACUGCCCAUCCAUGAUGGACUUAAGCAGGGGAGGUUCCCUCUAUGCUACUAGUCUAACUAGAGUAUGCAGUAGUGGAAUCUUCAAAGACAGCAGGCAUGGAAAGCUAGAAUAUGGAUAUGGGCUUUGAAAUCUUGAUGGCCUAGUUUUGUAUGACUACACAGUGAUCAUCUUGCCUACUGAUAAACAGCAAUAUUAUAGAAAUCUGCAGUCUGACGGACCGAGGUUCGAUGCCAGUUAUUUACGCACUCACUGUGUUUUUUAUUUUCAGCAGGCUCUUUCAAUCCUCCGGGCCCGUUUUUUUAUCUGUAAAAUGAGGAUGCAUGCCUCGCUCAGAUAUUGAGAUUUAACAGCCAACAGAUA
Molecule: messenger RNA, 2868 nt
Organism: Myodes glareolus (Bank vole)
Lineage: Eukaryota; Metazoa; Chordata; Mammalia; Rodentia; Cricetidae
Gene: Wnt2b
Product: Wnt family member 2B
Biological process (GO): canonical Wnt signaling pathway; cell fate commitment; neuron differentiation
Cellular component (GO): extracellular region
Molecular function (GO): cytokine activity; frizzled binding
Source: RefSeq, a predicted model, not a curated record